Molecule: messenger RNA, 3112 nt
Organism: Diabrotica virgifera virgifera (western corn rootworm)
Lineage: Eukaryota; Metazoa; Arthropoda; Insecta; Coleoptera; Chrysomelidae
Exons: 3
Coding region: 289-2370 (693 amino acids)
Source: RefSeq, a predicted model, not a curated record
UCAGAAAAUAUCAACGAGCUGACUUCAUCUAAGAUUUGCCCAUAUCAAUGCAGUGAAUGCCAGAAAAAGUUUUCACAUUUACAAAAUCUUAUAAAACAUAAAAAAAUUCAUGCAAAAGACAGUGAUAUUGGAAAAAAGCAACAAAACUUCAAGUGCAGUUUGUGUAACUACGAAAAUUCUAUAAAAUCCAAUUUAAUUCUUCAUUUCGAAGAAUAUCAUGCGAUUAAAAUAGAGCAACAAGAUCUUCACUUUUCUAGUGAACUAGAAUUUCAAAAAUGGAAAACUGACAUGGAAAAAAAAGAAUUUUCUUCAUAUGUCACAUACAGUCAUCCAUAUAUGACUGCAGAGGGCAUUAAGAAACAGAGUUAUAUUUGCCAUCGUUCAGGUUUUUAUGUGAAAAAGGGUAAGGAUAUGCGAUAUUUAAAAACCAAAGGAAGCAGAAAAAUUAAUGGAAUAUGUCCUUCUCGAUUGAAAGUUUGUAUUUUACCAGAAAAUGGCAAUGUUAAAAUUAAUUUUAUACAAACUCACAUUGGUCAUGACAAUGACUUGGGUCAUUUGAAUAUUACUAAAAAUGAAAAAAUAGAAAUAGCUAGUAAAAUUGCUUCGAAAAUUCCUCUUGUUUCCAUAUUAGAUGAGAUUAGAGAUUCUGUAACUAAUAAUAAGUUGGAAAGGAUGCAUAUCUUAACAAGAAAAGAUCUUCAUAAUAUAUCACAAACUUUUAAUUUAAAUUCUGAUGGAAUUCGCCAUAAAAAUGAAGUUAUAAGUAUUGAAUCCUGGAUUGAAGAAGCCAAGAAUAGUGGAAUAAUUUUAUAUUACAAGCCACAAGGGGCUUUAUGUAAUGAUUUUCCUUGUUUAAAAAAUGAAGAUUUUCUGUUAAUUGUUAUGCAUCCUGGUCAACUGGAAGUGUUAGACAAAUACUCAGAAGAUGUAAUUUGUAUCGACGGAACACAUGGACUUAAUGCUCAUGAUUUUGAACUUACUACAUUGUUAAUAUUGGAUGAUAUGAGGGAGGGAUUUCCUUGUUGUUUUAUGAUUGGAAAUCGGUCUGAUGAGGAAAUAAUGACUAUUUUUUUCAUGAAGAUAAAAGAAAAUUUAGGAAGAGUAAUCAAACCCAUGGUUUUCAUGUCAGACAUGGCCCAAUAUUACUAUAAUGCAUGGCUCCAAAUUAUGACUCCAGCUAAAUUCAGGCUAUUCUGUUCCUGGCACGUAGAUAAAGCGUGGCGGAAAAAUCUAAAUAAAAUUGAUGGUCAAGAGCAAAAGGUUAUCGUAUACAAACAGCUACGUACCUUAUUACAAGAGACCGAUGUUACUUCAUUUAGGGAUAUGAUACAACAUUUUCAAAUUUCUCUUCUAUCUUCUGGUAAUACCCAAGAAUUUGGUCAAUAUUUUCAAAAAUGUUAUCUGCACAAUAUGGAAUCCUGGGCGUACUGUUAUCGCUUGCAUGCAGGAAUAAAUACAAAUAUGAGCAUAGAACGAAUGCAUCAAACGAUUAAAUAUUUGUAUUUAAAUGGAAGACAAGUACGAAGGCUGGAUAAAACUAUCAAUAUCUUGAUUAAAUUAAUUAAAGACAAAUUGUUUGAACGGCUUAUUACGUUGAAUAAAGGUAAAAUAUCCAGCAAAUUACGAGAGUUACGGAAAAGGCACAAAACAAGUCUUAAUUUAGAUAUGGACACCAUUGUCAUGUCUGAAAUGGGCUGGGAGAUACCAUCAAGUUCAACCAAUGAUAUCUAUUUAGUUCAGAAAAACAAACCCAGUUGUGACUGCCGAUUAGUCUGUGAUUUGUGCCAAUCCUGUCUACAUUCAUAUUCCUGUACAUGCUUGGAUAACAGUAUAAGAUGGAAUAUGUGCAAACACAUACAUCUUGUGUGUCAAUUUAUGAAAGGCCAUCAAAUUCAAGAUACUAAUGCAGAUGAAGAACAUAUAAUAAAUACAGAUGAGGUAAAAAUUAAACAAGCUACAGAGCAAGCUAAAUUUGUGGAAUUUGUGAGUAAGUCUUGUAAUAUCAAUCAAGAAAAAACGUCCAAACAACUGGAAGUUGAAAAACAGAAAUUGAUAGAAAUACAAACCCAAAUAAUUCAAAAUAUAACAACUUUUGAACAACUUGAGGCAUUUAAAAGUAUUACAGCACCCUUGGUGCCAUUAAGGACAUUAGCAGAACAUUCUGGAAAUGAAUUUAAUAUUGUGGCACUAUCUCAUGGAACACAAAACAUUCCACACAAUAAAAAAGUAGUUGCUCAAAAACGUUUAUUUUCCACCAAGAAAAAAACUACAAAGUCAAAAAAAAAGCUGUUAUCAAAACCUGAUGCUGAAGAAACAAAUUUGAUAGCAAAUCAAUUAAUGCUACAAGUAAAUAAUGUGCUCUUUAAUUAGAAUAAAAUCUUUAUUUGUAUACAUUAUUAAUUUGUUUGAUUUUCUCACCUAUUCUAAUUCAAUUUUUUUUAAUCCAUAUUGAAAAUAUUGUAGGCAUUAAUACUUUAAAAACAUUUACUAACGUACCUACUCUGAAAGCAAUUUAUGAUAUUAUGUCUCUUGUAACAUUAAUUCGUAAUUUCAUCAGCACCAAUAAUAUUUAUUAAUACAUAAUAUAAUAAUUUCAAAUUCACAAUAAAAAUAAAACAUAACCUUAUAAUAUUAUUGUUUGCAUUUUUAUUUGACAUUUCAAUCGAAUGACCUUGAGAAAGCCAAGGAGCAAAAAUAUUUUAUAAUUUCUAGACGCGAGUGUCAAACGUCACCAAUUAUGUCAAAGUCAGAUGUUGCAAUGUUGGUGAUUUAAUUAAACUGAUUUUUGUGUUUAUUUAGACGCGGAUAAACACAGUAUAGGCACAGAAUAGAAAACAAGCAGAAGGCCCACUCUCAGAUGCCGCCUUUGAUGUUUGCGAGUACGCGCCCGCCAUUUGUAUGGAGGAAAAGCACAGGUUCGGAUUGAGAAAUUUGUGACAAGCUACGACAGAACCGUAAUUUAAAUAUUCAGACGUUAAUUUAGUAAAUUUGAAAUAAUUUCAUGUGUAUUCUUGAAGUAAAAGUAGGACAUGAAAUAUUGCAUAUUAUUAUGUCUAUGGUUGCCGUAAAUAAAUUUAAUUUGAAUCAAUUUUGGUUAAUUUUUCUAUUCCUG